Messenger RNA from Phlebotomus argentipes, 1478 nucleotides. It is a transcript of the gene vir-1, whose product is annotated as icarapin-like. Bases 231 to 1253 code for a protein of 340 amino acids. NCBI's taxonomy places the organism in Eukaryota, Metazoa, Arthropoda, Insecta, Diptera, Psychodidae. The record is from RefSeq and is a predicted model, not a curated record. The transcript has 6 exons.
CGAUGCUGAUCACCUUCAGUUUAGUUGGCAGAAGAUAGUCACAACGAACGAGUGUGUCAGUGCUUCCUCAAAAAGUGCGCUUUUCUACUCCGCGGAAUUCAGUUUUUAAAUUAAAUAAUUCGACAUUGAGUGGCUAAAAAUUUUAAGGCAAUUUUCCCCGCUUAAGUUUCUCAAUUCACGCGUGAGCUUCAAGUUGCUCAAGAAUUAUUGUCAGUUCAAGUGAAGCCAGCAUGAAGCUGAUUACAUCAACAUUUUUAAUCGUAUCGGCGACGAUACUUUGCGUAUCUGCUCUACCAGCAAGCUUUAACCCGGAUGACGAUGCUGAAGUCGUGGUUGUGCCUCUGGAGAAGCAGAGUCCAUCGGAAAAGGGUGAUUCUGAUCCCAACUUCGAUGACUUCGAUGGUGUUGUUGAGGGAGAAAUUCCUGGUGGAUUUUUCACCAUCUUUCGUCCAUUCAGCUUUGACAUUAGCAGCAUCUUCAGCAAUUUUGAAGAUACGCUGAGGCGAAUGAGGGAACAUCUUUGGAAUAGCAGACCUCCCUUCUCCGGUGAUGGUGUUGAUGUUGAUGAGGUGGAUCCGUCCAAGGGAAACACAACAUCAACUGUGCAGAUCAUUGAUGGUCACAAGGUGACUACAAAUGAGACGAUUUAUGUGAAGAAAACCGAUUUCGGUACGUCAAUCUUCAAGCACAGAACAGUUGAUGUGCAGCCUCUGGACGAAGAGGGAAGUGACAGUACAACAAUCAAUCCCAAAGCCGAAUCCACCACAAAGAGGGACACAGAACUCGCGAAGGAUCCAGAGUCCGCGGAGUUUGAUGCGACGGAAAAUGAAGUGGUGAAAGGAAUUGUUGACGAGAGCAAUGUAUUGCACGAUAUAGUGAAUCCACAGAUACCUUUAAGAGCACAUGUUGAGGACUUUGGAUCACCCGAAGGCGCAUAUCAAUUCGCACCGUCGUCACAAUCUGCACACCUGUUCUCAUCUCAUAAAUCACACGAACUCAGUUCAUGGAUGGAUGAUGUUAAUUUUCAAGAUAACUCUAGUCCGUACUUCUCGAAGUUCAGUAAGAAUGAUAUCGAGAAGGAAAUUGGUGAGUCUGCGUUGAUUGACUUGUCAGACGAUAUUGCGGUUAAUGAGAUGCUUGCCGAUCAAGGAGUUGCAGCCUCAGACGAUGUUGAAGUCUUUACGGUUGACAACAUCGACACAAAGAACCAUCAAAAUAAGUAUCACUAUUCAGAUGUUAAUCCUAUCAAAUAGGACUGUUAAAACACCAACUGAAACACUUUAACUAUCAUUCUACCAAAGAUUCUCUGCCUCUCUUUACUAUUUUCACAAUAUUUAUCUAUAAUUAUUUGUAAAAUAUUUAUGAGACUUUCACAUUUUUAUUUAUUUAUUCUCCUUCAACUGGAAUGAAAAGACUUCGAGUUAAUUUUUUUUUAUUGUAUAAUUUCAAAUAUGUUAUAAUAAAAACAGCAAAUAUAA